Messenger RNA from Penaeus vannamei (Pacific white shrimp), 4054 nucleotides. It is a transcript of the gene frj, whose product is annotated as membrane bound O-acyltransferase domain containing farjavit. Gene Ontology annotation, biological process: lipid modification; phosphatidylinositol biosynthetic process. Gene Ontology annotation, molecular function: lysophospholipid acyltransferase activity. The record is from RefSeq and is a predicted model, not a curated record. Lineage: Eukaryota; Metazoa; Arthropoda; Malacostraca; Decapoda; Penaeidae. Gene Ontology annotation, cellular component: membrane; mitochondria-associated endoplasmic reticulum membrane contact site.
UAUCAGCUGAGCGAGUGUGGAAAGAGGGUGGACGUCAGAUUGGUAUUGUUUUUUGAUAUUUUGACACACUCACUAUCAUGAACGCGGAUGAUAUUGUGUAUUUGUCUUUACUUCUGGCAUCCAUUGCCUUUGGCCAGUUGUACAGACAGCUAAAAUGCCAAGAAGCGAGAAAAUGGGUGGGCACCAUCGUGGGCUUGGGUCUUAUCGUGAUUGUCUCCGGAAUCCAUAUUCUCCAUCCUCUUUUCCUGACGGGGACAAAUAUCCUAAUUCUCUUUUGUACCAAGAAAAGCGUGUGCCAUUUUGUGAGCUUCGGCUGGAGUUUCAUGUACCUCCUGUUUUUCCGUGUGUGUCACUACAUGGGUCUAGAGAUGCCACCUGCACACACUAAUGCUGUCCAGAUGAUGAUCACACUCAAGCUUGUUGGUAUUUGCUUUGAAGUUCAUGACACCUGGAAGAAACGUGGACAGCUGAAGAAGUCGGAAAGUGAAGAAGAUAAGAAGAAUCUUGUAAUCCAACUCAAAUAUGAGGAGGUUGACCCAUCACCCAUGGAUGUCUUCCAUUAUGCAUUUAACUAUGUUGGUGUUUUGACAGGCCCAUACUACAAGUACCGGGUAUAUUCUGACAUGCUGAAGGGAACAGCAAUUGAUGGUGGUGUUGACUGUUUUAAGUCCAUGCUGCAGAGAAUAUGGGUUGUACCACUGUAUGCUGUGGCUUUCCUUUUGACUGCACACUAUUUCCCCCUUUCGUUUGCGGAGGGGAAAGAGAUCUUCCGAGACUAUAGUUUUAUGUAUCGUGUGUGGUACAUGACACCUGUCUUCUUCAACUUCCGGAUGCGCAUCUAUUCGGGCUUUGUACUCUCAGAGUGUGUUUGCAUCAUGGCAGGUCUUGGGGCAUAUCCAGUCUCCUCAGAACCAAAGCCAGGUCGAGGGCCCAGCAAGUAUGAAGCACUCGAAUCCAGUGAUGAGAAGGAGACAGUUCCAAAGGAGUAUAACUUCGAAACCGUUCACAACAUAGAUGAGUUUGGAGCAGAUUUCACCCCAACUGUAAGGGCAGGAAUGCGUUGCUGGAACAUGACUGUUCAGUAUUGGCUGGCUACCAAUGUUUACAAGCGAGUCACGAUGGCACGACCAAUCAAAGAGGCCUUGACCAUGUUUACAUCAGCAUACUGGCAUGGAGUUCAUUCAGGCUACUAUCUGUCGAUGCUGACUGUACCAUUCAUCCUAGCAGUGGAAGACUACUUUGAUAAACUUGUGAGGAGGAAACUUGGAGAAACGGGUCAGUAUAUGUAUGAUUGGUUUGCUUGGUUUGUGAAGAUGCAGAACUUUGCCUACAUGGGCAUGGCAUUCCUCCUCCUACGUGUGGACACCACCCUCCACUACUGGCAUUCCAUUGGCUACAUAUAUCACGGCCUCCUGGUUUUCAUGCACGGGAUUGCGCAGUAUGUCAACCUCAUUUUUAGCAAGGCUCAGCAGAAGCUCAAGAAGAGUGCAGUGACUGCCCAUGUUGAUGAUUACACCAAGGUUCGGUUUCUAAAGACCAAAGAUGAAGGGAAACCAAGCAAAGAAUCUGACAAUCACAAAUCUGUUACAGCUUCAACAAAGACAAAUGGAGAUGUUGUAGAGGAUAAGAAGACCCAGUAGGAUGAUGAGCCAGAAUUACGGGCACAUUUGUCAGGUACUUGCAGAAAGUCGGGAUUCAGGGUGUUCAAUGUAAUGAAUGUACACUUUCUUCCUUAGCUUGUGAUUUUUCUCUCUCUCUUUUCUUUUUUAGUUUUGUUUUAUCCUUUGCUUUGAGGAUAUAUACAAUAUUUUUGUUCCAACCCUUAAUCCAAUGCCGCCGGGUAAAAAAAGUUUGGCUAGAGGACAUAAUAACAGGAAUGUUGGCACGCAUCAGCAUUUUUCCCUGAUUGUGCACGGCUGGUUCAGUAGUUUGGGAGCGAAAUUUGGCAACUAAAAGCUUUUAUUUUGCUAUGAUUUAUGAAAAUAUUAUAAUUUUGAAGGUUUACCUUCAUUAUAGGUGCUACUGCCUAAAAUCAUUAUCAUAUAAAUGAAGCCGCUACCAUCAGAGAAAAAAAAACUCCGUCUGACGAGCCAAUGGCGUGGGAAUGGUCAUGAUACCAUGCCAUCCGUUUUUCAGUCCACAACAGCCAUGGCAUGUACAUACAUGCCACCCGGUGGCUAGUGGUUAAUACUUUUUUAUACAAAAGUUAUCAUGUUUGAAAAGGACAAUAAUUACAGUGACUAUGAUAACCGGUAACUGUUCCUCCUGAAGGUUUAACCAUGUUUUAAAGACUUUUUGGAGAAAUUCUUUUAUUACCUUGUUCAGAUUUAACCCCUUGGAUCCGGUUGCAUGACAGAAAUCAUGGAGCUGAAAACCCCGGGCAGUGGGUUACCUAAGUGGCCAGCAUCCCGGGUGUGUGGCUCGUAGGCCAAGCGCACAUGAAUGCCCAUGAGCAGUGACAAGACUCUGUGCCUCCCCUUUGAAAAGUUAUUUAGCGUAAACUUUUUAUGGCUUUAUCGCCAUUUUCCAAUGUCCAUUUUUGUCUUUUGAUUUGCUGUAUCCAAAUGUCAAUUAGUUAUUUUCCUUGCACAGACUACAUAUCAUCUCUCUAUGUAGUAAAUAGCUCAGUACAAGAAGAAAAAAAUAUAUGGAACAUUUGGUUAUUUGUGUCAUAUAUCAUUGUAAUUUUCAAUUUUACAUAAUACAACCUGCACCGCCGGUCACAGCGACCAGGAAUACGGUGCACAGCAUGGAAAUGGCGUCCUCCCUUGUUCAGUCACUGAUAACGUAUGUUGCAUUCCACAUUCGUUUAUUGAUGGGAAUAAUGCUAAAGCCCCCUUCUAAGUGCCAAAUGAAUCAAAUUACACUCCGAGAGGUUUGUGCACUCGUGGGGAGUCUUCCAUCACCCUGGCUUUUGUUCUUAAUGGUUUGUUCACAUCACCCGGGCUGCGGUCCAUUUGCCUGGAUGACGGCAUGUUCACGUCACUCGGACAGCUGCCAAAGUUUUUCUUUGAUGUGACCACAACAUUAGCCGGGUCCAAGGGGUUAAGCAUCAUUCCUCAGUUUUAGAAGUAUUACUGGAGACUGGCAACUGCAAAAGGGGACAAAUUAUAUUCUGGAAGAAUUUGUUAUAAUAUAUGAUAAAGAACUAGAAAAGAAUACCUGUUCUUUCUUUUAUGAUGAGAAAUUGGAUGUUUUUAGGGUUGGUUUGUCUUUCUGUUGCAUAGUUAAGAAAUUCCUUAAAAUGUUCCAUUUCCUUCUUUUUACUGAGCAUAAGUGUUAUCAACUCACACACUUGGGAAGAUCAAGGAGUUGCUCAUUAUUGAUUUUAACUGUAGAGAAAAAAUGCACAUAACCAUGACAAGAAUAUUGGCUUAGAAGAGAUUUGAACUAAGUAUUUUCUUUCACAAUAUGAAGAAAGUACAGUAUAAUUCCAGCAAGCUAGUAUUUUGAAUUUUAGAAUCCUCAGAAGUAUAGAAUUGGCCAUCACAUGAAUAUGUAAGUUAGCUAAAGGAUUUCUGAUAUUUAAUCCUAUGGAUUUUUGUGCAUAGUUGAAUGUUCUGUUAUUUUCUGUUCAGUCUGUCACAUAUUACCUUUAUGUAUCCUAUCCUUCAUGUAACUAUGAUGAUAUGAUAUGAAUGCUUUUUAUCAUUACUGUAUGAUUUCUUUCUGGUCAUAUUUUACAGGAUUUUCAUUGUACAUGUUUACAACUUUUUAACUUGUGUAAGUGGAAAAUAACCCCUUUUUAUGAGAUAUACUCCCAUUUUCCAUUUAGUGGUGUGAAAUCCAUAUAUGUGCUACCAUGUGUGACAUGUUGAUAUUACAUAUUAUUACUGGAACACAAAUCCAUCUCUGAAAGGGCUUUGAAAUUUUGAAAUACUGUUUUAUUUUAUUUUUUAUUUUUUUUCAUUCUUUUUCUUUUUUUAAAUCAUUAUUGUGCCAGACAGCCCCAUGAAAUAGUUCUUGAUUUCUUUAUCAAAUAGUAUUAAAAAAAAUGUAAAAAGCCAAGUCUGCAUAAACAGAUGAAGCAGUCCAAGUGCUGCAUGGCUAAGUU